Messenger RNA from Prunus avium (sweet cherry), 1764 nucleotides. Lineage: Eukaryota; Viridiplantae; Streptophyta; Magnoliopsida; Rosales; Rosaceae. The record is from RefSeq and is a predicted model, not a curated record.
AUGAAGGGCGACGGAAGGUGCUUGAAACUCUUUCUUGCACUUUUGAUCCUUUUCCUACAAAACGUAAAAGGAGGAGAAGUUGGCCACAGCCACAACCACAGCCACAGCCUCAGAGAUGCUAAAGUGACAGUGAGGUGCAUAGAGAGGGAAAGGCAAGCACUACUUGCAUUCAAACGUGACCUGAUGGAUGUGUUCAAUCAACUCUCAACUUGGGGUUCAGAAGCCGAAAAACAAGAUUGUUGCAGAUGGGAAGGAGUCUAUUGUAGCAACCAAACUGGCCAUGUGAUUCAACUUGAUCUUGGAUAUUAUUCUUUCCAAGGUAAGAUGAUUAGUCCUAAACUGAUUGAGUUGCAGCAUUUACAAUAUUUGGACCUUGCAUUCAUUGAUUUCAAUGGGAGCCAAAUUCCAGAUUUCAUUGGUUCUCUAACCAGUCUAAGGUACCUCAAUCUCAGUUUCUGUUAUUUCAUUGGUCCAAUUCCAAGUUCGUUUCGAAACCUCACGCAAUUGCAACAUCUCGACCUCAGCUAUAAUCAUCUUCAACCAGAAAAUCUCAAUUGGCUCCCUGCUCUUUCUUCUUUAACGUAUUUGGACCUUUCAUUCAUUGAUUUCAAUGGGAGUCGAAUUCCAGAUUUCAUUGGUUCUCUAACCAAUCUAAGAAACCUCCGUCUCCGUUCCUGUCAUUUCAUUGGUCCAAUUCCAAGUUCGUUUGGAAACCUCACGCAAUUGCAAAAUCUCGACCUCAGCUAUAAUCAGCUUCAACCAGAAAAUCUCAAUUGCCUCCCUGCUCUUUCUUCUUUAACGGAUUUGGACCUAAGCGGAAGCUUCAAUGGGAGCCAAAUUCCAAAUUUCAUUGGUUCUCUAACCAAUCUAAGAAACCUCCAUCUCAGUUCCUGUCAUUUCAUUGGUCCAAUUCCAAGUUCGUUUGGAAACCUCACGCAAUUGCAAAAUCUCGACCUCAGCUAUAAUCAGCUUCAACCAGAAAAUCUCAAUUGCCUCCCUGCUCUUUCUUCUUUAACGGAUUUGGACCUAAGCGGAAGCUUCAAUGGGAGCCAAAUUCCAGAUUUCAUUGGUUCUCUAACCAAUCUAAGAAACCUCCAUCUCAGUUCCUGUCAUUUCAUUGGUCCAAUUCCAAGUUCGUUUGGAAACCUCACGCAAUUGCAAAAUCUCGACCUCAGCUAUAAUCAGCUUCAACCAGAAAAUCUCAAUUGGCUCCCUGCUCUUUCUUCUUUAACAGAUUUGUACCUAAGCAGAAGCUUCGAUGGGGGCCAAAUUCCAGAUUUCAUUGGUUCUCUAACUAAUCUAAGGUACCUCAGUCUCCAUUUCUGUAAUUUGGUCGGUCAAAUUCCAAGUUCGUUUGGAAACCUCACGCAAUUGCAACAUCUCGACCUCAGCUAUAAUCAUCUUCAACCAGAAAAUCUCAAUUGGCUCCCUGCUCUUUCUUCUUUAACAAAUUUGCACCUAAGCAGAAACAAUCUCAGUACUGUUUUCAAUUGGCCAGAAGCAAUACUUAAUAAGCUCCCUAAACUAGUAGCGUUGACCAUGGUGAACUGUAGUCUUCCUCCUCCUCCUACUCCAAUUCUUUCCACUACUCUUUACAAAACAAAUUCUUCUACAUCUCUUGCGUAUGUUUCUCUCUCUGACAACCAUCUCACUUCUUCAAUAUUUCUUUGGUUGUCCAACUACAGUACAAGCCUUGUUACUCUUGACCUCUCCAACUUUUGGACAAUGUUGAACAGAGCACUUAACUUGAUUGUUAAUGACUAG